AUGCUUCCACGACUCUGCCCUCCAGUUCCGCCGUUUGACCCGGCUUACUCCCGAGGGUGGUUUAUGCGGCUCGAUGCGAUUCUCGCGGUGAAUGGCAUCAAGACACAGCCGAGGAUGCACGCUGUCCUGCUGAACGCCCUCCCGGUUGAGCUGUGUCAUCUAGCCGCCGAGUCGUCCUCGAGCCCGCGGCCCUACGAUGACCUCUGCGCUGCGGUGCUCGCCUGCUACGGACAAACGUACCGCCCGCUUCCGGGGAGCCGCGAGUUCCAGGUUUCCCCUCCCUCGCAGGGAGCGGGACCAACAGGCCCGCAGCCUUCCCUUGACCAAGACUUGUCUUCCCCGGCUACGACUCCUCCGACCUCACGUCCGGCCACCUGCGCAUCGAUUCCCGCGCCCGACUACCGGCCCGACGAUGUACACGAGGUUCCUGCUGCCAUCGGCCACUCCACUGAGAGGUCUGUUUUCUCGACAGCCUCGGCCCACGGUCCUUCAGACUUGCCGGCCAUCUGCACGUCUUCCCCGACCUCCACCGCCCACGACACUUCUGACACGUCAGGCUCCACGACGGCUACCUCGCCGCACGCCCUGGAGCCUGCCAUAGACACGGACACCAUGAAGCCCGCUAUACGACCCCCAAUUCCGGAGGCAUCGCCAGCUAUGAUGCCCAACGAACCCGCCUUUUCGACCUCGACACUGUGCGCAUCUUGCCAGCAGGAGCUACCAUCGUCCUCGACGUCUCCCGCAGCAGAAGUUCAGGCCCCUAACCAGCUGCGGCCGAACGUGCGUGACGCUGCGACGAUGACAGAAAAUCCCGAGGACCACCCACCUGGCUCGCCACAGGUAGACCAGACCGCAUAUGCCCUACCAGCCACGCAGGCAGACAACCCGCCUGCCGCCCCGCACACGCGCUCUCCUGCACCUACUAAACAACUUCAUUCUGCGACUACAGCUGCACCGUCGUCCAGUCUCUCCAACACGGCUCCUCACACCGAGACUAGUCCCGCCACGUCGAUCUGCAGCGCACGACUCGCGGCUCAUCUGCAAUCUACACGGCAGACUAUGGAGCAGCCGCCGCCAAUAAUGUGCUACCGUCGCCACGCCAACUGCGUCGCCCGCCCACCCAGGCGAAAAUGA
Molecule: messenger RNA, 1134 nt
Organism: Rhipicephalus sanguineus (brown dog tick)
Lineage: Eukaryota; Metazoa; Arthropoda; Arachnida; Ixodida; Ixodidae
Exons: 2
Coding region: 1-1134 (377 amino acids)
Source: RefSeq, a predicted model, not a curated record